Molecule: messenger RNA, 4738 nt
Organism: Thunnus maccoyii (southern bluefin tuna)
Lineage: Eukaryota; Metazoa; Chordata; Actinopteri; Scombriformes; Scombridae
Gene: ddhd2
Product: DDHD domain containing 2
Exons: 19
Coding region: 274-2664 (796 amino acids)
Cellular component (GO): COPII-coated ER to Golgi transport vesicle
Molecular function (GO): triacylglycerol lipase activity; metal ion binding; protein binding
Source: RefSeq, a predicted model, not a curated record
UCUCUGUAGGUUUUUUUAACCUCUUUAUUUAGUCUUUAGGCGGUUAUUCAUGGACGCUCAUCUCUUAAUAGUCAUAUUUCCGACAACACGUUAACCCGGCAGCGUUUGACAGGAGGCUGUCCUCGGCUAGCUGAGCUAGCCAUCCAGAGCGAGCUAAACAACGAGUACAAAUCUUCUGCAUUAACUGUAGGAGAAGUUAUCGGUAUUGUGUUUGUGUGGCUCCCCUGCCCCCCUCAGGUCAGAGCUGAGGGUUGGGGUCAGGUCUUGAGCUAAAUGUCACACAGUCCUGGUGAGAAGGGGGGUCUAUCUCAGGCUGCCCCAACCGUCAACGCCCAGGACCUGUUUGACAGCCCUGCUCAGACUGUGUCACCAGUGAACACACCUGGGGAUCAGGUGUCGCCUGUGGUGGAUGGGGCCUCUCCUUCUUCCACUUCGUCCUUCGAGAUGCUUGACAUGGAGUCUGUCCCAGCUCCCUACCAAGAAGUACGGCCUCACUGGUUCUUCUGUCGACGGGCUGAUGACAACACCUGCUGGCUUCCUUUCAGCAGAGAAGACUCUGAUAAACUAGAGAAUGCCUACAUCACUGGAGACAAGGAGGAGGAGGUAGUGGUAGCUGUUGAUGGAGAGCGGUAUGAUGUACAUGUCAAGGAGAGAAAGCGCUACGCUGUGUACUGGGAGCAAGCUCCCACUGAAGUCCGCCGCUGCACCUGGUUCUACAAAGGAGAUAAAGACACCAGGUUCAUGCCGUACCCUGAAGACUUCGGCAAAAAUCUGGAGGAUGCUUAUAUGAUAUCAGUGACUCUAGACGAGUGGAAGAGAAAGCUGGAGUUUCCCACAGGAGAGACGGUCAUUUUACACAAUCCCAAGUUGAUAAUGCAGUAUCAGCCAAUCGGUUUGCAGGAUGAAUGGGUCUCCUCGCCCUCUGAGCAAACUCGCCCUCGAACAGUCAAGAGGGGAGUAGACAACAUCCCUGUAGAAAUACCAGAUGGUGAACCAGAAAAGGUGGACCACCUUGUCUUUAUGGUCCACGGCAUCGGCCCUGCAUGUGACUUGCGCUUCAGAUCCAUCAUACAGUGUGUGAAUGACUUCAGGAGUGCUUCCCUGUCCCUCCUGGCCUCUCAUUAUAAGCAUGCUCAGCAGGAAGGCAAAGUGGGCAGAGUCGAGUUCCUCCCAGUCAACUGGCACAGCGCUUUGCAUGGGGAUGCCACUGGUGUGGAUGAGGACAUCCAGAGGAUCACUCUGCCAAGCAUCAGCAGGCUCAGACAUUUCACCAACGACACCCUGCUGGACCUGUUUUUCUAUAACAGCCCCACCUACUGCCAGACCAUAGUUGACACCGUAGCCUCAGAGAUCAACAGACUGCACGCUCUCUUUAAACAGAGACACCCAGAGUUCGCUGGGGCAAUUUCAGUCGUGGGACAUAGCCUGGGUUCGCUGAUCUUGUUUGACAUGCUGACUAAUCAGAGGACUGGUUUAGAAUCCACCAGAGACGGGGUGCUCUCUGAUGAGCCCUGCCGUCUGAACCGUGACACGCUGGAGCAGACGCUGACCAGACUGGGCCUACAGCAAUACCUGUCUACACUACAAGCAGAAAACCUAGACCUGGAAUCACUGGCUCUUUGCCAAGACAGUGAUCUCAAAGAUUUAGGAAUUCCUCUCGGACCUCGGAAGAAGAUCCUGAACUACGUCAGGAGGAAAUGGCUUCCAGAGGGUUGUAAAGCAAUGCGUCUGGCACCAGGGCUGCAAGUUCAACCUCAAGAUUUUUUAGCCAGUGAUCACGAUGGUAACCAGUCUUCAGGACUGGCGAUGCAGCAGUCCCAGUUCCACAGAGCCCAGUCUGUCACCAGUGCUGUAGACUAUGAAUACUUCGACGUGGGCAUCGGACAGGUAUCUAUUGAUUACCCACAGUUGGCAUUCCAGCCGCAGACUUUUUUUGCUUUUGGCUCUCCCAUUGGAAUGUUUCUGACCGUCCGUGGGCUUAAACGCAUCGAUCCCAACUACACCUUCCCAACCUGCAAGAGUUUUUACAACAUCUAUCAUCCGUAUGACCCUGUCGCUUAUCGGAUAGAGCCCAUGAUUGUUUCAGAAGUGGACUUGGAGCCAAUGCUAAUCCCUCACCAUAAAGGCCGCAAGAGGAUGCACCUGGAACUAAAGGACAGCUUGACCCGUAUGAGCAUGGAUUUGAAGAAUAACGUAUUGGGAUCAUUGCGCACGGCGUGGCAGUCCCUUGCCAGACUACCCGUUGCUGCUCUGCCCCCAGUGGAGGAAGGGGAAACCACAAUAGAGAGAAACCUUCAAGAGGCACAGGCCUCAGCGGCAGUCACUGCUUCUGCUAAGAGGGGAGAGAAAAGUGCUGACUUUUGGACUAAAAUACUGGAGUGGCCCAGGGCCCUUCAUAAACAUUACUUCCAAGCAGUGUGUGAGGAGGCAGAGCCCUCAGUGUCCGAGGAGCAGCCAGAGCAGCCAGAGAUUAAAGUGGGGAUGUUGAAUGGAGGACGAAGGAUCGACUUUGUACUUCAGGAAAAACCCAUUGAGAGCUUCAAUGAAUACCUGUUUGCUAUCCAGUCUCAUCUGUGUUACUGGGAAUCUGAGGAUACAGCUCUGCUGCUGCUGAAGGAGAUCUAUGACAAGCUGGGCGUGGCCUUUGAACAGCCACAACAGUAAUCAAAGUUUUGUGACUGUAAACUCGCUUUUUAACACAACAAUAAAAGUGAGAAAAUGAAGGACAGCUGACAGAGCCAGAGGCUGCACAAUCCUCUUCCAGAAUGCCUUACCGUCUGAGUGUUACCUGACCACACCGCCCUCUCCUCCUCCAGCAGUCGAGCCUGUUUGGCUGCAGUCAGGUGAUCUUGGUUCAGAUAUGUCAGUCAUCAUUCAUCUGAGGUAUCAGUGGCUUCUUGGUGUUGCCAAAACUCCUACUACAGGACUGGGUCCACAUUAACAUGACUGUCAUGCUUCUUGUUGCACUUUUCUGUCUUUUUGAAUGAUUCUUUAUUUUACUUUACUUUGCACUUUCACUCUCCAACAGUUAUUGACAUAUCAUGUGUACAGCUGCAGCUGCAUAAUGUGGAAAAAAAUAGUUUGAAAAAAACAAACAGGUUGUCUAAUUAGGAAAUCAAACUGGAAUUUAUUAUGCAUUUCCCAAAACAGGAAGUGUCAUAAAGUCUAGUAAUUGCUGCAGCAGUUUACACUUUUCAGAAAAUUAAAAAAAAUCCCUGAUAUAAUUAAAAUAGUAGAUGAUUAUAUAUAUUGCUAUAUUGCUUAUUGCCCAGCCUUAUGUACAGCCUGCUCUUAUGUUUGUUCAACAGAGGUCUCUUGAUGAAGGAAGCUUUCCCUUAGCCUUAUAUUAGAUCUUACCUUUAUAAAUGUCCUUUAAUCAGGUCAGGUGGUUUCUUUUGGGCGACUAUAAGAUGUUUUGUGUCUAAUUAGUAAAAAUGAAGGUUAAUAUUUUGUCUGUUACGAGUUUCCUGGCAGCUACAUUCUUUCUGACAAAAUUAAGGCCACUUGAAACCCGAAGCUGCUGCUGCUUCAACACGUGUGCAAUGUAGCAAUAAUGUUGAAGUCGCACCUUUUUCACCUGAAUCAUGUAUUUCAGUUCGAUUACAUUUACACAUUAAUCUGAAAGAAGUAAACCUGAAGAAGAAUUGAAAUGAAGGACAGAAACGCAGGAGCUUGAAAGGACACUGAGUGUGUGUGUGUGCGUGUGCGUGUGUGUGCGUGUGUGUGCGUGUGAGUGCGUGUGAGUAUAUAACAGUGUGCAAACUGAACAGCAAGGCCAGUAACACUUUCUCCCCGCAGGUCCAGGUGCCAUUCCUCUUUUACCACUAUCUUCUUUCCCCUCUUUUGCCAUUAACCCACAUUUGAUCUGGCUGUAAGUUCAUAACAGUGGUACAUUUUUUAUUCAAAUUAAUUCCAAGACAGACUGACAUUUCACAUAGACAUCUCCACUUUUGAAAAAUCUUAAGGGCCAAAUCAUGUUUCUCUCCUCUGUUCCUUUGUAUCAAGAUAUUACAAAAUUAUCUUUUCUGUCUGUAUCGCACGCAUGUCUUUGUUAUGUUAGAGCUGAGUUUCUCAACAUCUUCUGUUCUUGACCCAGUUUUUAGGUCCCAGUAUUUUCAUAAUUUCAUAAAUGGACCCAGCAAUAAGAGAGUUGUCACAUUGUCAUAUUAACUUGACAUGAAGAGCAUGAUAAAUAGAUUAUAUAGAAAUAUGUGUUUCAAAGCUAAUCAAUUUAUUUUAUACAAAAUAUCUAACAAAUAUGAAUAUAUCAGUAUUAUAAAUAUCCCCAGUCUGCACCUUCACCUUCAACCAAAGUUGAGAAACUCUGUUAAACAGAAGUAACUUUUGAACUGACUCAUAUGUUAUGCACUGUCAGAGCGUCAUAGCCCCCAGCUCUGAAGCUUUGAAUGACCUGCAUCUCAGCCGGGGGUGUAACAUCCGCACAAUUAAUGAAUGAGCCUGAAUGGGGUUGUUCAUUUUUCCUCUCUAGAAAUGCACUGAACACUAAAUGAUCAUGUUGGAGUUUACUAGGACAUUGCCAUCUCCACAGUUUAUGUAAUUUUUAGUGUCUACACAGAUCUAAAAAACUUUGUGGUUUCUUCCGUACUCCUUACCAUAAUGCUCUUGAUGCUAAUAUGUUGAUACACACCAAAAAAACCCCCAGUUGUUCUCCUUUAUAAUUACAUACCCUAUUAAUAUGGUUACAUGUUGUGUGUGCCAUAAUAAAACAUUACAAAUG